AUGUGGCCAACUCGUCUCGACAGCUUUCCGCUCCUUUUGCCUGAACCUCGCAGCUGGCCAUUUGAAGUGCGGCAGGUCGCGACCAAGAGUUCGUCCAGAAGGGCACCGGCACGGCCAUGGGAGCAAGCAGCCGUCAGAACGGGGGAACGCAGCUCAACUGCAUGGCCCUGGCUUCUGGCAGGAGGAGCCUGCGGCGCCACGGGCACAAUCGGCAGGUCGCGCAGACGCCCAGCUGAACGAGACCGCAGAAUCGUGCGUGGAAGUUCUGCUCAGAUGAUGGACUGGCAUGGUUAUCGUGUCCGCCGUGUGACUUUUGACGAAAGUCCACGCGAUGGUCGUCCUCACAUCGUCCUUGUUCAUGGAUUUGGUGGGUCCAUUGAGUACUGGCGCCGCAUCGUGCCAGCUCUGACUUCAGCGGGCUACACAGUGCACGCUAUCGACCUCCUAGGGUUGGGCCUCUCUGAAAAGCCAAACAUUGACUACAGCAUCGAGCUCUGGGCUACGCAGGUUGUCGACUUUUGCUCGGAACUUGAACAUGGUUCAAAGCCGGAUGUCGUGCUGGUUGGAAACUCCUUCGGCAGCUUGAUCUCCUUGGUGGCUGCCCGCAAGAUGAGCCAAGCGAAAGGGAUUGUCAUGCUCAACUGCGCCGUCGGCAUGAACAACAAGAACAUGCUCAAGGCACCCAUGGACGGAUUGCAGAAGUGGUUCGCUGGACUCGUGCUGAGCUUGGUGGACUUCGUCUUCAAGUCGCCCGUUCUAGACUUUCUCUUUUCGAAGUACGCGACGGCCGACACGGUUGGCCCCAUUCUCGAAAGCCUCUACCCCACGAAUCCAUCGGCCGCGGAUGCCGAGAUUGUCAGCAGCUUUGUGACGCCCGCGGAGGAUCCGGGGGCCGUUGAGGUGCUGCGCCAGAUUUACACGGGUGACCCUGGACCGACUCCGAUGGAGAUUGCCGAGGAUCCAUACUUCGAUUCCUUUCCCAUCAAGGUCGUUUGGGGCAGCCAAGAUGGCCUGACGCCCAUCACGGGGGGCGUAGGUACUUACUUCACGCGCUUGGCCAAGGAGCGGGACAACGUGGAUUUCGAGAUUGUUGCUGCAGGGCAUAUUCCACACGAUGAGAACCCUGAGGCAGUGAACAAGGCUGUGCUUGGCUGGCUGGCCCAGAAACCAUGGCAAUGA
Molecule: messenger RNA, 1179 nt
Organism: Symbiodinium natans
Lineage: Eukaryota; Dinophyceae; Suessiales; Symbiodiniaceae
Source: the annotation of a GenBank genome assembly